AUGGCAUCCAAUGUAGAAGAGGGCUUUACCUCUGACAAGAUGUUUUUUAGGGCCGGAGAUGGUACUAGCCAGUAUCCUUGUCCCACCUGUUCCACGCCAUUUGUGAAGGUGGAAGAACUUUGCACUCACCUUACAGAUGAUCCGCAAUGCAAUGCUGUACCCAUCCCUCAUGCACUUCACCAACCUGCUGGUCCAGGUGAAGAACGCAUGGGUCGCUAUCACACGAAAUCUGGCUCUAUUUAUGGGUUUCAACGGCCAAAUAUGUUCGAGCGCAUGAAGGCUCAUGACUAUGAGUCCGCUCGCAAACAUAAUGUGUACUACCCAUUUUCUGGGAGGGAGGAAUGGGAACUCGCCAAAUUUCUCAUCGAGAAUCUGAAUCAGGGGCAAAUAAGUUGCUUUUUGAAGUUAUUAUGGGUGAAGUCAGAAACACGGCAACAGCCCACAUUCAAAACUGCGCCCCAACUGCUAACCUUUAUGGACGCCCUGCCAAAGGGACCGCAGUGGCGCUGCACAACAAUCGAGACAGAUGGUUAUGUUACAACGCAUCCUGUGCAUCUUAUCUGGCGUGAUGCUUUGGAGGUAACGAAGCACAUAUUUGGCAAUCCGAUUUUUGCCAAUGACAUGGAAUUCGAUCCAUAUGAGAUAUUUGUUGACGGAGAACGGGAAUAUGGUGAAUGGAUGUCGAGUUCGCGUGCGCAUGAUAUCCAGGCUUGUAUUAUUUUUUAUGACGAGCUUCCACGAGGUGCUACCAUUGUGCCCAUCGUUCUUGCAUCGGACAAAACUCCUGUCACUCGACACACAGGAGGUCUCGAGAUGCAUCCCACGUUCCUUACUAUCGCUAACAUCCGAUCUGACAUUCGCAUGAAGGCUACGGCUCACACAUGGUCGUGCAUCGCGUAUAUGCCCAUUCCUCAGUUCAUUUGCAACCCCAAGUUCUCUUCACUCUUGCAAGCCCGUGUGUGGCAUCGGUGCAUGGAUAUAGUCUGCGUGAAUCUCAAGGAGGCAGCCGCUGUAGGCGCAAGUAUGGUGGACCCAUUGGGUCUCUUACGCUAUGGAUUUACCCCCCUUGUCGCAUAUACUGCCGACCUCCCCAAACAACAGAUGGUUUCAUGUGUAAGUAAGAAUACAUCACCAGUCACUCUAGCCAUCCAGUCACAGUUCGGGGACAGAAAGUUGUAUGAACCUCGCGACAGCCAGGGCACACUCAGGACACUUGAAGAACUUGGUCAGCGUAUCGAUCCCUGGAAGGUCCAGGAAUUUCAAGAAGCAGCCAAAGCAUCACAUCUCAGCGGGGUGCAGCUUCCCUUCUGGCGUGACUGGCGCUUCGCUGAUCCAGUUAUUUUCCUUGCACCUGAACUUCUCCACACAUGCCAUAAAAUUUUUUCUUUGAUCACAUCCUCAAGUGGUGUAAGGAAGUUGUUGGGGCUGAUGAACUCGAUACUCGCUUUCGUUCGCAACAUAAACACAUCGGAACCCGUCACUUUGGGCAAGGUGUCUCCCAUGUCUCGCAGAUGA
Suillus fuscotomentosus is the source of this 1515-nucleotide messenger RNA. RefSeq lists its product as uncharacterized. The record is from RefSeq and is a predicted model, not a curated record. Bases 1 to 1515 code for a protein of 504 amino acids. The transcript has 4 exons. NCBI's taxonomy places the organism in Eukaryota, Fungi, Basidiomycota, Agaricomycetes, Boletales, Suillaceae.